GACAGAGGAAAGCAACAGCAUCCCAUGCCCAGUCCUCCACAGCUCUUCCAUCUGCACAGCAGAGCUGGACGGACCAGCCAGAAUGUGGAGAGCAUUGCUAUUUAACCUCAUCUUCAUGUGCUGUGUGAGAUGGUGCCAUUCUGAGGGAUGUGAACUGGGGCAGUUUCACUGUGGGUCAGGCCGAUGUAUCCCAGGUGCCUGGCACUGUGACGGGACAUCAGACUGUGUGGAUGACUCUGAUGAAUACGACUGCGCUCCGGUAACAUGUGAUGAAAGCCAUUUCCAGUGCUUGAGUGAUGGUGAGUGUAUCCCAGAUGUGUGGGUUUGUGAUGAUGAGGAAGACUGUGAGGAUGGUUCAGAUGAGAGGCAACACUGUCCUGGUCGGACGUGUGCCAGUGGCCAGUUCAGCUGCAGUAAUGGUGCGUGCAUCCCAGGAGAAUAUCGGUGUGACCAUUUGGCGGACUGCUCAGAUGGGUCUGAUGAGAGAAACUGCCAUUACCCUGAGUGUGCACAGCUGAGAUGUGCUAAUGGGGCCUGCUACAACCGGACUCAGCGAUGUGACCAUAUACUUGACUGCCGUGACGGCUCUGAUGAGGCUAAUUGCACACAGCAUUGCAACACGGGCUGGUUUCCAUGUCAUAAUGGAUUGUGUGUUCCACAACGCUACGUCUGUGACCAUGACGAUGACUGUGGAGACAGAAGUGAUGAGAUAAACUGCACAUAUCCGUCAUGUAGAGGUAACUACUUCACCUGCCCCAGUGGCCGCUGUAUCUAUCAGAUCUGGCUUUGUGAUGGAGAGGAUGAUUGCGAGGACAAUGCUGAUGAAAAAGGCUGUGAUAAUGUGGCCAGGGAGUGUUACCCAGGGGAAUGGCCGUGUCCGUCCUCUGGCCUGUGCAUCCCCAUGGAUCAGCUGUGUGACGGGACGGCUCACUGUCCCGGGGGAGAGGACGAGAGUAACAACACUGCUGGUCACAAUUGCAGUAUCUGGAGAUGUGCCUCUCUAAGCUGUGAGCAUCACUGCCAUGCUUCUCCUGAUGGAGGAACUUGUUCAUGUCCCUCUGGAUAUGUUGUCAACAGCAACAAUAGUCGCUCAUGUAUAGACUUUGACGACUGUUCGAUGUGGGGCGUGUGUGACCAGCUGUGUGAGGACCGCAUAGGCUCCCAUCGGUGUAGCUGUCGAGACGGCUAUACGCUGGAGCAGCACAGAUACUGUAGAGCUGACAUCUCGACUGGAGUUCCUUCCUUGAUAUUUUCUAAUGGCAGAGACCUGUUAAUAGGUGACACCCAUGGCAACAGCCUGCGCACUUUGGUUCAUUCACUGAACAGAGGGGUUGCAGUGGGAGUGGACUUCCACUAUAAUCUGCGUAGGAUCUUCUGGACUGAUACCAUUCAGAAUAAGGUGUUUUCUGUGGAUAUGGACGGUUCCAACAUGCAGGUGGUGUUGAACGUAUCAGUUGACUACCCUGAGAACUUGGCUGUGGAUUGGGUGAACAACAAACUGUAUGUGGUGGAGGCCAGCGUCAACAGAAUUGACAUGGUGGACUUUGAUGGAGCUAACCGGGUUACACUCAUCACUGAAAACCUCGGAAACCCGAGAGGACUGGCCGUGGACCCCACUGUCGGGUACAUGUUCUUCUCAGACUGGGAGGCAAUGAAUGGACAGCCAGGCCUGGAGCGGGCUUUCAUGGAUGGUACCAACCGAUAUGGGAUCAUUAGGACUAAACUGGGCUGGCCAGCUGGUGUCACACUGGACAUCGAGGCCAAGCGCAUCUACUGGGUUGACAGUCGCUAUGACUACAUUGAAACAGCAACUUAUGAUGGCCUCCACAGAAAAACAGUGGUCCAUGGAGGUGCUGUUAUCCCACACCCAUUCAGCAUCAGUCUGUUUGAGCACACGGUCUAUUUCACGGACUGGACCAAGAUGGCUGUGAUGAAAGCCAACAAGUUCACUGACACCAGUCCUCAGGUGGUUUACACUACGGCUCAGACUCCACACGGCGUAGCAGUGAUACAUCAGCUAAAACAACCACACGUGGCAAACCCUUGUAGUGUAGACAGAGGUGGAUGUGAGCAGAUCUGUGUGCUGAGUCACAGGAGUGACAAUGGUGGACUUGGUUACCGCUGCAAAUGUCGCAUGGGCUACGACUUGCAUGUUGAUGGAAAGCGCUGUUUGGCUGUGAGACAGUUCCUGCUUUUCUCCAGCCAGCUGGCCGUGAGAGGGAUCCCCUUCAACCUCUCCUCUCAGGAAGACAUCAUCCUGCCCGUCACUGGAUCACCUUCCUACUUUGUCGGUGUGGAUUUUAGUGCUGAGGAGGACGCCAUCUUCUUCUCAGACACAGUCAAAGAUAUUAUCUACAAACAGAAAGUGGAUGGGACAGGCAGGGAGGUACUGGCAGCCAAUAGGGUGGAGGGAGUGGAGGACCUGGCUUAUGACUGGAUUUCAAAAAACCUCUACUGGACUGACCCACGAUACCGGAGCAUAUCUGUCUUAAAGCUGGCUGAUAAGUCCAGGAGAACCAUCAUAAGUAACCUCAACAACCCGAGGGCCAUCGUGAUUCAUCCUCUAAUUGGGUAUAUUUUUUGGACUGACUGGUACCGCCCAGCGAAGAUUAUGAGGGCAUGGGGUGAUGGUUCACAUGCCCAGCCUAUUGUAAACACCACUCUUGGCUGGCCAAAUGGCUUGGCUAUCGACUGGAGCUUGAUGCGUCUUUAUUGGGUGGAUGCCUUCUUUGAUAAAAUUGAGCACAGCACUUUUGAUGGAAAGAAUAGGUUUUCAUUGGACCGCAUUACCCAGAUCUCCCAUCCAUUUGGUCUCACAAUUUUUGAAGACUAUGCAUAUUUCACUGACUGGCGUCUGGGUGGAGUUGUACGCGUACGCAAGACCGAUGGUGGGGAGAUGGUCAUUAUCAGAAGAGGAAUUAGCCACAUUAUGCAUGUCAAAGCUUUCAACUCCAACUCACAAACUGGUUCCAACUUCUGCAACAGGCAGACAAAUCCUAACGGAGACUGCAGCCACUUCUGUUUUCCAGCCCCAGAUUCACAGAGAGUGUGUGGCUGCCCUUAUGGCAUGAAGCUGUCACCAAAUCAACAGACGUGUGUGGAGGACCCUUCCAGUGAGCCCCCCACUCUGCAAUGUGGUGCCUACUCCUUCUCCUGUGGCAACGGAAAAUGUGUGCCAAACAGCUACCGAUGCGAUGGUGUUGAUGACUGCCAUGACAACAGUGAUGAAGCCAACUGUGGAAUUAACAACACCACUUGCUCCCCCUCUGCCUUUACUUGUGCCAAUCAGCGGUGUGUGCCUGCAGGAUGGCGUUGCGAUGGGCACAAUGACUGUUUUGAUAACAGCGAUGAGAACAACUGCCCUACACAGGUGCCAGGAACUUGUCCUGUCAAUCAGUUUACCUGCGCCAACCACCGUUGCAUCCCAUUUACAUGGCGCUGCGACACUGAUAAUGACUGUGGGGACAGCUCAGAUGAAGCUGACUGCUAUCUGAGAAGCACAUGCCAUCCAGGCCAGUUUCAGUGUCCAGACCAUCGUUGUAUAGACCCCAGCUAUGUCUGUGAUGGAGACAGGGACUGUGUGGAUGGGGCAGAUGAACAGGGAUGUGUCUACAACUGCACUGUCAAUGAGUUCAAGUGCUCCAGAAGUCACCAGUGCAUCAACUCCUACUACAGAUGUGAUGGAGUCUUUGACUGCAGUGAUCGCUCAGACGAGCAAGGCUGUCCCACCAGGCCUCCAGGGAUGUGCCACCAUGAGACUGAGUUCCAGUGCCAGUCAGAUGGGAGCUGUGUCCCGUCCACCUGGGAGUGUGAUGGUCAUCCAGACUGUGAGGAUGGCAGCGACGAACACCACGCCUGCCCACCUCGCACUUGCCCUUCCUCCCUCUUCCGCUGUGACAAUGGAAACUGUGUUAUGCACAGCUGGAUUUGUGAUGGUGACAAUGACUGCAGGGAUAUGAGUGAUGAACGGGACUGUCCCACACCACCUUUCCGCUGUCCAAGCUGGCAGUGGCAGUGUCCUGGCCACAGUGUAUGUGUCAAUCUCACCACUGUGUGUGACAACACUCCUGACUGCCCCAAUGGUGCUGACGAGUCUCCUCUUUGCAAUCAAGAGAGCUGUUCUGACAACAAAGCUGGCUGCACCCAUGGUUGCAUCCAGGGGCCAUUUGGGGCUCAGUGCACCUGCCCUGUGGGUUAUCAAUUGAGCAAUGACUCCAAAACCUGUGAGGACAUCGAUGAGUGUAAUCCCCUUGGACUCUGUAGCCAGCACUGCUUUAAUGAGAGAGGCUCUUUUCGCUGCCACUGUCAAGACGGCUAUACUCUUGAAGCAGACCAGCGUACCUGCAAGGCCUCUGAUUCUCGUCAGGCCUUCUUGCUCGUGGCCAGUCGAAAUCAGAUUGUGCAAGAUGAAAUUACUGCUCAGCCCAACGUCAUCUAUUCGCUGGUUAGAGAUGGACGCAACAUUGUGGCCCUGGAUUUUGACUCUGUCACUGACCGUGUAUACUGGUCUGAUACCAGCCAGGACAGAAUCUGGAGUGCUUACAAAAAUGGCACUGAUAGAACUGUGAUAUUUGACAGUGGAGUAACUGUGACAGAGAGCCUUGCUGUUGACUGGGUGGGCAGGAACCUGUACUGGACUGACUAUGUCCUGGAGACAAUUGAAGUGUCUAAGCUGGAUGGGACCCAUCGAACUGUAUUAGUUAGUGAAAACGUUACCAAUCCUCGAGGCCUGGUGCUGGAUCCAAGGGACAGUUCUCACCUAAUGUUCUGGACCGACUGGGGUAGGAACCCCCGUAUUGAGAGGGCCAGCAUGGAUGGAAAAAUGAGGACAGUUAUCGUGAGCAACAAGUUGUACUGGCCCAACGGUCUGACCAUAGACUACCCAAACAACUUGUUGUACUUUGCUGACGCCUACUUGGAUUUUAUCGACUACUGUGAUUUUAACGGCAACAACAGAAAGCAAGUUCUCUCCAGCGACCUGGUACUUCAACAUCCCCACGCAAUUACCAUUUUUGAGGAUUUUGUGUAUUGGACCGACAGAUACAUCAACCGUGUGAUGCGAGCCCAUAAGUGGCACGGGGACAACCAAACAGUGAUGCUGUUCAACCUCCCUCAGCCUAUGGGUCUGCUGGCAGUACACCCAACCAGGCAGCCAGCAGGUGAAAACCACUGCUUAAGGAGCUCCUGUACUCAUAUCUGCCUGCUUUCUGCGGUGGGGCCGAGGUAUUACUCGUGUGCUUGUCCCUCAGGCUGGACAUUGGCAGCAGACCAAAUCACCUGCACCAGAGUUGAGGAUCCUUUCUUGGUGGUUGUGAGAGACAGCAUCAUCUAUGGCAUUUCCUUGAACCCCGAUGACAAGAGUAAUGAUGCCAUGGUCCCUGUGGCCGGGCUUCAAAACGGCUACGAUGUUGACUUUGACGACAGUGAAGAAACCAUUUACUGGGUGGAGCACCCUGGCGAGAUCCAUAGAGUGAAAGCUGAUGGUACUAACAGGACAGAGUUUGCCCCUGCAGCCAUCCUGGGCUCCCCUGUAGGCCUGGCCUUGGACUGGUUAACAGAGAACCUAUACUACACCAAUCCAGCUACCCAAUCUAUUGAGGUUUUGAAGUUGAGAGGGGAGGUGCAGUACAGGAAAACUCUAAUCACAAAUAACGGCUCUCCAACUGGCGCUGGAAGUCCCGUUGGCAUUGCAGUGGACCCAGCACGUGGCAAACUAUACUGGACAGACCAGGGAACAGAGAGUGGCAUUCCUGCCAAGGUGGCAUCUGCAGACAUGGACGGGCUCAACCCUGUCACCCUGUUCACCAACAAUCUCGAUCACAUUGAAUUCCUCACCAUCGACAUCCGAGAGAACAAGCUGUACUGGGCUGUUACAAGCACUGGCAUGAUUGAGCGUGGUGACCCAGAUGGUAGUAACCGUAUCACCAUAGUAACAGGCCUGUCUCAUCCCUGGGGUGUGGCUGUCUAUGAAAACUACCUCUACUUCACUGACCGCAACUUUGAAGUCAUAGAGCGAGUGGACAAGUCUACGGGAGCCAACAGGGUUGUGUUUCGAGACAACGUCUCUGGCCUCAGAGUCUUGAAAGUGCACCAUAGAGAGACUUCUGCAGGUACAUCCAAUGGCUGCACUGACAAUGUUGGAGCAUGUGAGCAGCUGUGCUUGCCUCGACCACAGAGUCUGUUUACGUGUGCAUGCGCCACAGGUUUUAAACUCAGUGCGGACAACAGGACCUGCACUCCCUACCAGUCCUAUAUCGUGAUUUCCACUCUGUCUGCAAUCAAAGGCUUUAGUCUGGAAGGGUCAGACCACUCUGAGGCCAUGGUGCCUGUGGCUGGGAGAGGCCGUAAUGCUUUACACAUUGAUGUACACAUGGCUUCUGGUUUCAUCUACUGGUGUGACUUCAGCAGCACUGUGGCGACUCAGAACGGGGUCAGACGGAUCAAGCCAGAUGGCUCAGGAUUACGUAGCGUAGUGACAUCUGGAAUAGGACGCAACGGCAUACGAGGCAUUGCUGUGGACUGGGCUGCAGGUAAUUUGUACUUCACCAAUGCAUUCCUGACCGAGACAUACGUGGAGGUGCUCCACCUGAAUACCACUUUCCGCAGGGUGCUCUUGAAGACCCAGGUGGACAUGCCACGCCACAUUGUUGUGGAUCCUAGAAACAGAUACUUGUUCUGGGCUGAUUAUGGCCAGAACCCCAAAAUUGAGCGAGCCCUCUUGGACGGAACCAACCGCACAAUUUUAGUGUCAUCAGGCAUUAUCACUCCACGAGGUCUUGCUCUGGACAGGCAAACUGGCUAUGUAUACUGGGUGGAUGACUCCCUGGAUAUGAUUGCUCGAGUCAACCCUCAGGGAGGGGAGACGGAGAUAGUCAGGUAUGGUAGCCGCUAUCCAACUCCUUACGGGAUCACAGUAUUUGAGAGUAGCAUCAUUUGGGUGGACAGAAACCUGAAGAAGGUGUUUCAAGCAAGCAAAGAGCCCAGUAACACGGAGCAGCCUGCUGUCAUUAGAGACAACAUCAACAUGCUAAGAGACAUUACCAUCUUCGACCAACAUUCCCAGCCAACCUCUGAUCAGGAGCUUAACUAUAACCCCUGCGUUGAAAACAAUGGAGGCUGUGCCCACUUGUGCUUUGCCAUGCCAGGUUCUGGCAACAAGAAAUGUAGCUGCGCUUUUGGGGAUCUUGCAGCAGAUAAUGAGAGCUGUGUGGUGUCAAAGGACGAUUAUCUCAUCUACACAACAGAGAGCACAGUGCGCAGCCUACGUCUCGACCCUGAGGACCAUGCGUUGCCCUUCCCUGUGGUCAAUGUGCCACGAACCUCUGUGGCACUGGAUUUUGACCUCACAGACAGGAGGGUCUACUUCACACUGAGCUCAGGUGCUGGAGCAAGCAAGAUCAGCUACAUCAGCCUGUCCUCUCCCAACUCUGCCCCUGUAGUGGUGGCUUCAGAUCUUGGGGCUCCUGAUGGUAUCGCAUAUGACUGGAUUAACAGAAGAAUUUACUAUAGUGACUAUGUUAAUCAAAGCAUUAGCUCCAUGUCUGUGGACGGCUCUCAGAGGACUAUAAUUGCCCAUGUGUCAAGGCCCAGGGCAAUCAUGUUAGAUCCUUGUAGGGGAUUCAUGUAUUGGACAGACUGGGGAACCCAUGCAAAGAUUGAGCGUGCCACCUUGGGUGGUAACUUCAGAACAGAGGUUGUAAACAGUAGUCUUGUGUGGCCCAAUGGACUGGCCCUUGACUAUGAAGAAGAACGGCUGUACUGGGCAGAUGCCAGCUUACAGAAGAUUGAACGAUCCUCUCUCACUGGCUCUAAUCGGGAGGUAAUUGUCAGCACUGCCAUCUACCCGUUUGCUAUGACCAUGUUUGGCCAGUUUAUCUAUUGGACUGACUGGAACACACGCAGCAUCUAUCGGGCCAAUAAACACGAUGGUUCUGAUCAGAGGGUCAUGAUUCAGAGCCUUCCAUCUCGGCCCAUGGACAUCCAUGUGGUAUCCAGCAGGAAGCAGCAGCAGUGUGACAGCCCCUGCCAGCAAUUUAAUGGAGGCUGCAGCCACAUCUGUACACCAGGACCCAACGGAGCUGAGUGUAGGUGUCCAUCAGAGGGUCGCUGGUACCUGGCCGACAAGAAGCACUGCAUCCCUGAUAACGGGACUCGGUGCCAGCCAGGCCAGUUUACCUGCAUGAAUGGACGGUGUAUUCGUGCCCAGUGGAAAUGUGACAAUGACAACGACUGUGGAGAUGGCAGUGACGAGUUAGAGAGAGUCUGUGGACCUAAAUCUGACUUCAACCUUGUUGUCCCACGAUUGCUGUCAUCUUUUGUUGCACUGUCAGCCUUCCACACCUGUGAGCCCACAGUGUUUACUUGUGGCAAUGGACGAUGUGUGCCCUACCACUACCGCUGUGACCACUAUGACGACUGUGGAGACAACAGCGACGAGGCUGGUUGUCUGUUUCAACCAUGUGACCCCAACACAGAGUUCACCUGCAACAAUGGCCGCUGUAUUGCGAAGGACUAUGUUUGCAAUGGCAUCAACAACUGCUAUGACAAUGGUACCUCUGAUGAACAAAAUUGCCCGGAGAGAACCUGCCAACCAGAACACACGAAAUGUCAGUCUACCAACAUCUGCAUACCACGUUCAUACCUGUGUGACGGAGACAACGACUGUGGGGAUAUGAGUGACGAGAGCCCGACACACUGUGCUACAUCCACAUGUUCCCAGAGUGAGUUCCGCUGCUCCAGUGGCCGCUGCAUCCCCGCCCACUGGUACUGUGAUGGAGGGGCCGACUGCGCUGACGGCUCUGAUGAGCCCCUCUCCUGCACCACACUGGUCAGAACCUGCAACACAGAUCAGUUCCGCUGUGAUGAUGGCAGGUGUAUUGCCUCAUCCUGGAUCUGUGAUGGGGACAACGACUGUGGAGACAUGAGUGAUGAAGAUCAGAGACAUAAUUGUGCCAAUCGCACAUGUUCAAGUGCAGAGUUUACCUGUGUGAACAAUCAGCCACCUCAGCGGAAAUGUAUCCCACGUGACUGGUUGUGUGAUGGAGAUGCAGACUGUGCAGAUGCAUUAGAUGAGCAUCAAAAUUGCUCACGCAGAUCCUGUGGCGUAAAUGAGUUCACCUGUAGUAAUGGCCUCUGCAUCCGGAGCUCCUACAGGUGUGAUCGUCGUAAUGACUGUGGGGACAGCAGUGAUGAGCUGGGCUGCACCUACCAGCCCUGUCUACAACACCAGUUCACCUGCCAGAAUGGCCGCUGCGUGUCCCACGACUUUGUCUGCGAUGGAGACAAUGACUGCGGUGAUGAGUCUGAUGAGCAGGAGAACAUGUGCCACACACCAGCACCGACCUGCCCCCCUGGAGAGUUCAGAUGUGACAAUGAACACUGUAUUCCCCUGAGCCAGGUUUGCGACAGGAACGAUGACUGCUCCGACAACAGCGACGAGAAGGGAUGUGGUAUCAACGAAUGCACAGAUCCAUCGAUCCAUCACUGUGAUCACAAUUGCACCGACACACCCACCAGCUUCAUCUGCACAUGUCGUCCGGGCUACCACCUCAUGUCUGACAGCAAAUCAUGUGAUGAUGUUAACGAGUGUGUGGAGACACCGAGCAUGUGCAGCCAGGUCUGUGAGAACACUGUUGGCUCCUAUGUGUGCAAGUGCGCCCCGGGAUUCCUGCGAGAGCCCGAUGGCCGCAGCUGCCGUCAGAACAGCAACAUCUCACCCUACCUCAUCUUCAGCAACCGCUAUUAUCUAAGGAACCUGUCAACAGACGGGCAGGCCUACUCUCUGAUCCUGCAGGGCCUGACCAGUGUGGUGGCCCUGGACUUUGAUCGUGUCGACAAACGUCUCUAUUGGAUUGAUGUGAGCCGGAGGGUGAUAGAGAGGAUGUUCUACAAUGGCAGUAACAGAGAGGUGGUGGUGAAUGGAGUUCUACAUGGGGAAGGCCUUGCGGUCGACUGGAUAGCAAGGAAAAUUUACUGGGUGGAUAGCAUGCUGGAUUGUCUCAAAGUGUCUGAACUGGAUGGACAAUUUGUGAAGAAACUGGCUGAGCACUGUGUAGAUGCCAAUAAUACCUACUGCUUUGAAAACCCCAGAGCCAUUGUGUUGCAUCCAAAAUAUGGAUAUGUAUUCUGGACAGACUGGGGAGACAAAGCCUUUAUUGGCCGUGUUGGAAUGGAUGGAGUCAACAAAGUAGCCAUCAUUACUACCAAGAUAGAGUGGCCCAAUGGGAUCACCAUUGACUACACUAAUGACAAGCUCUACUGGUCUGAUGCUCAUCUCAAUUACAUUGAGUUCUCAGACUUGGAUGGUAAACACAGACACACAGUGUAUGAUGGAAAUUUGCCUCACCCAUUCGCCUUGACUGUGUUUGAGGACAGUGUAUACUGGACUGACUGGAACACACGCACAGUGGAGAGAGGGAACAAAUAUGACGGCUCAGAUCGUCAGGCCCUGGUCAACACCACACACAGGCCGUUUGACAUCCAUGUGUGUCAUCCUUACAGACAGCCCAUCUCAAACAAUCCCUGUGCAGUGAACAAUGGUGGCUGCUCUCACCUGUGCCUGAUCAGUCAUGGGGGGCGAGAACCCACCUGCGAGUGCCCUGAUCAUUUCCUGACUGUCCAAAUAGGAGGCCUGACCCGAUGCCUUCCCAUGUGCACCAGCACUCAGUAUAGAUGUGCCAACAAUGAACGUUGUAUCCCCAUCUGGUGGAAAUGUGAUGGUCAGAGGGACUGCAGAGAUGGAUCAGACGAGCCAUCCACCUGCCCGACUCGCCACUGCAGACUGGGACAGUUUCAGUGUAACGACGGAAACUGCACUAGUCCACACUUCCUUUGCAACAGCAACCAGGACUGUCAUGAUGGCUCGGAUGAAGACCCCAUCCUGUGUGCUACACACCAGUGUGAAAGUCACCAGUGGCAAUGUGCAAACAAGCGAUGUAUCCCUGAGUCGUGGCAGUGUGAUGGUGAGGACGAUUGUGGUGACCAUUCUGACGAAGACCCUGCACACUGCUCUACCAGGACCUGCCGUCCCGGACAGUUCAAGUGCCGCAAUGGACGCUGUAUCCCCCAGAGCUGGAAAUGUGAUGUCGAUGAUGACUGUGGUGACAACUCUGAUGAACCGUUAGAGGAGUGCAUGGGACCGGCAUAUCGCUGUGACAAUGACACAGAGUUUGAUUGCAAGACCAACUACCGAUGUGUGCCCCUGUGGUCUGUUUGCAACGGUCACAAUGACUGUAGAGACAACAGUGAUGAGCAGGAAUGUGAUGAACUGACCUGUGAUCCAAACGGAGACUUUACCUGUGACAACCACCACUGCAUCCCACAGAGAUGGAGGUGCGACGGGGACGAUGACUGCGGGGACAACUCUGAUGAACGCAGCUGCACUCCACGUGUGUGCACAGAGAGCGAGUUUCGUUGUGAUAAUUUGCGCUGCAUUCCCGACCGUUGGGUCUGUGACCAUGACAACGACUGUGAAGACAACUCGGAUGAAAGAGACUGCGAGUUGCGGACUUGUCAUCCUGGCUAUUUCCAAUGUGGGAGUGGACACUGUAUUGCCGAAAGAUUCAAAUGUGAUGGCAAUGCAGACUGUCUGGACUAUACGGAUGAGAUGUCAUGUUCGCCCCGUUUUCCCAACGGCACAUACUGCCCCCCAUUCUUGUUUGAGUGCAAGAACCACGUGUGUGUCCAGCCUCAGUGGAAAUGUGAUGGAGACAAUGACUGUGGAGACAAUUCAGAUGAGGAGCUGCAUCUCUGUUUGGACAUCCAGUGUGAGACUCCCUUCCGUUUCCGCUGUGACAACAACCGUUGCAUCUACAGCCACGAGCUCUGUAACUCUGUUGACGACUGUGGAGACAGCUCUGAUGAAAGACAGGAAAACUGCCAAAGUCCCACACAUGGUCCCUGUACAGAUGAUGAGUACAAAUGCAGUAAUGGACAAUGCGUCCCUCUACAAUAUGCCUGUGAUGAUUAUGAUGACUGUGGAGACCAUUCAGAUGAGCUUGGCUGCCACCAUGGCAGUGGGCACACGUGCAGUGACAACGUCUGUGAACACAACUGUACAGACCUGCCAGAAGGAGCGUUCCUCUGCUCCUGCAGACCGGGCUUCAAGCCCAGAAUGACAGAAAAGCACACAUGUGAAGAUGUGAAUGAGUGUGAAGUGUAUGGGACGUGUCCUCAAGAGUGCAAGAACACAAAGGGCAGCUACGAGUGCUUUUGUGCUGAAGGCUUUCACUCAUUUGGAGAAAUGCACGGGACAGAGUGUGCUUCCCAGGGAAACCCCCCAGUGCUGCUCUUGCCGGACAACAUUCGCAUCCGUCGAUUCAACAUGUCGUCUGAGGAGUAUUCAGACUAUGUGGACAACACUGAACACAUACGGGCUGUGGACUACCUGUGGGACCCAGAGGGACAAAGCCUCAGUAUUGUGUACUGGACAGUCCUGGGUCGAGGAUCUCAGUUUGGCUCUAUCAAACGUGCCUAUAUGACCACGUUCAACGAUCACGGUAACAACCCAGUGAAAGAGGUGGACCUCAACCUGAGAUACAUCGCUAAUCCUGACGGCAUUGCUGUGGACUGGGUUGGCGGGCACAUUUACUGGACAGAUUCUGGGACCAAUCGAAUUGAAGUGGCCAAACUGGAUGGGCGAUACAGGAAAUGGUUGAUCCAUACUGACCUUGAUCAGCCAGCCGCUAUUGUUGUCAACCCAUCACUUGGAAUGAUGUACUGGACAGACUGGGGCAGGAACCCCAGGAUAGAGUCUGCGUGGAUGGACGGACAGAAGAGAGCUGUGCUAGUGAAUGAAGAGGACCUGGGCUGGCCUACUGGUCUGGCUCUGGACUAUGUGAAUGGAAACAGGGUCUUCUGGUGUGACUCCAAAGAAAACAUCAUUGAGUCCAUGAAGCCUGAUGGCACAGACAGGAAGAUCGUCAUAUCAGGAGACAUCGGACAUCCCUACAGCCUUGAUGUAUUUGAAGGGCAUGUGUACUGGACGACAAAAGACAAAGGUGAAGUGUGGAAGACGAAUAAGUUUGGGAAAGGAAAUAAAGUGAAGGUCCUGACCAUCAACCCCUGGCUGACUCAAGUCCGCAUUUACCAGGAGCACCGAUAUAACCACUCAGUGCCAAACCCGUGUAAGAAUGUGUGCAGUCACCUCUGUCUCAUCCGCCCCGGUGGCUACACCUGCGCCUGCCCACAAGGCUCCUCUCAUGCGGAGUUUGACUCCAAUGAAUGUGACGCAGCCAUUGAGGCACCUGUUCCAAUGCCCCCUGCAUGUAGAUGCAUGAAUGGUGCAACGUGCUACACUGAUGAAGGUGGUCUGCCCAAAUGCAAAUGUCCAUACGGUUAUGUGGGCAGCUACUGUGAGAUGGGGAAGUCACGCGCCGCUCCAGCAGGAACAGCUGUGGCUGUUUUACUGGCCGUUAUUGUCAUCCUGAUCACUGGAGCACUGGCUGUCGGAGUUUUCCUCAACUACAAGCGGACAGGAUCCUUCAUUCCCUCCAUGCCCAAAUUACCCAGCCUCAGCAGCCUGGUGAUGUCCUCUGACACUGGGAACGGGGUGACGUUUCGCUCGGGUGAUAAUGUGGAUCUCGGACCAUCACACAUUGGAGUGUCAUUCAUUGACACGGCGAUGCAGAUGGAGGAUAACUUUGCUGUGGGAGCUGGGAGGCAGCCGAUCACAUUUGAGAAUCCAUUAUACGCCACCGCACCCGGACUAUCUGGUGAUCCUGCUGUCAUUCAUGCCACACAGGUGACUGUUAAUGUCAGCGGCGAACAGCUGCAGAACAACUUUGUGAACCCAGUAUAUCGUGGAGAUCAGAGCGUGGGCAUCAUAAACACGUCCUCAGUCAGCGACAAACCUGCUCAAGAGUCAAAGUGGAGCUUGUGGAAAAGGAAAUUAAUGCCAAGCACCACAUUUGCGAACCCUUCAUACUCAGAGAUGAAGGAUGAAAAGCCUGUGGGCAAUAGCGGGGACUCCUCUGCCCCCGAGCCUUCUCCGUUUGCGGCCGUGACCAAACCUCAGAGGAGGGAUCGUCCCAGCACCUUUUCACCAACAGAGGACACGUUCAAAGACACGGCCAACCUCGUUAAAGAGGACAGCGACGUAUAACCCCUUUCACACCGAUGGGAAUCGAGAAAUGAAACACACUUUGCACAGAAUUUAUUUUUUUAUGCAGUCUGUGUACAAAACUCAAAUUGUUUUAGAGAAGAGAAAUACAUUUCUACAGAAUGAAGAGAAAAAAAAAAGUCUCGUGACUAUAUGCCUUCUGACAUUUCUAAUGCCAAUUCUUGUGUUAAUGUACAAUAUGUAUAUCUUUGCACUGAGGCUGCUGAUAGACGUGUUAAUAAAGAUGUUGUAUAUUUGUAAAUUUAAACGGUAAGAUUUUUGCCAGAAAAGAAUAUCUUGGAAAUAAAUCCCAUAAAUAGAUCAAUAUAAACGCGUAAUUAAAAAGACGAGCAGCGUUUUGAAUGUACAGUGCUCAUCUUUGCCGCUGAACGAAACUGAAGAUGUAUCUGCUUCAUGUUUAUAUACCUCAUUUCAGGGCUGGAAAAUUAAAGCAAGUUGAAAAAAACAAGAAAAUACAUGUGCAUAACAAACAUACUGUACGUAAUCGCUACCUACAUUCCCUGACCUUGUGACUUUGAAUCAAUACAAUCAUAAUUUUUCAGUAAUGAUGGUUGGGAUUAUGGCCAAAAUAGUUUGGGACAUUACUUGGACAUGCCCACGUCUGUUGCAUGGAUGUUAAUUUAUGUGGUUGAUUAUCUUGACAGGCAACCUGGAUGGAGUUGUAGAGUUAUUUUAUACACAUGGUUAAUAAUUUCUUUUACAGAAUGAUGUCUCCCUUUUUUUUUUGUGUGUGUGUCUUAAUGAGGACAAAUUAACUGAUAAUUGAGAAACGCCCACGUGGUUUAAAUACUGCUGCUGAGACAUGAAUGAAUAAAUUUCUAUUCUCCUA
Solea solea (common sole) is the source of this 14948-nucleotide messenger RNA. It is a transcript of the gene lrp2a, whose product is annotated as low density lipoprotein receptor-related protein 2a. The transcript is spliced from 80 exons. Bases 83 to 14101 code for a protein of 4672 amino acids. Gene Ontology annotation, molecular function: calcium ion binding; protein binding. The record is from RefSeq and is a predicted model, not a curated record. NCBI's taxonomy places the organism in Eukaryota, Metazoa, Chordata, Actinopteri, Pleuronectiformes, Soleidae.